GUUUUCACUCCGCGCGUCGUCGUCAACGCGUCUUCUCGUUUUCCUUGCUCGUUUUCAAACACGCCGCUCUUUCAAACCGACCGAUCAGCUGAUCUGCAUCAAAUAAAAUACCAAUAAAACCAAUACCUUUUCAUUUCAGUUAUUGGAUUUAUUAUUAAUAAUUUUAUUUGUACCGAAAAAAAGUGAUUUCGCUACGUGACAGAAAGUAAAUAAAUUAAAACAAUAAAACUUCUCACGAACUUUACUAAAGUUGUAAACAAAUGACAAGCAUUUCAAUCCUGGCGCACCAGGCGCGUCAGUAUUUGUGCUAGUAUUAUUUGUUGUGAAGGCAGUAUAUGGCGUUAUGCCGUGCUGAGUGCUAUUUAUUAAAGCAUUUUAGGCAAUAAGAAUUAACAGUGGGCUGGAUCGGCUGGAUAAGAAGUGAAAUAUUACUGCAAAGCUGAAUAGGUGCUUUCUUUCGAUUGCAUAGAAUUACGACACUUCUGUGAAAGAGUGUUGGAGUGUCUGUUAGUUCACGUUGAUAUUAGCGUUUAAAGUUUCAAAUCAAAAUGCCUAUUGAAAAUAUGGAAGAGCAGGGUCUUGAGAAGAACCCAAAGUUGGAAAUAGCCCAAUGGAUUUUCAAUUUGACCUUGCCGUCAAUGAAGAAUGAUACCACUUUGAAGAAACAACUAAUGGAUGCCAUACGAGAAGAUUACAUGGCCCCGCUGUACGAGUACGCGUGCAAACAGCUGGGCUGGAGUCCGGACGUGGCGCUGCUGCAGUCCAUGCAGGAGCACAACGCCGCCCGGCUCAAGGAGCUGGACGCCAAGAUUGACGAUGCCGAGCAGAACCUCAGCGAGAUGGAGGUUCGAGAAGCGAACCUGGCCAAGUCGGAACACCUCUGCCGUAUCGGUGACAAGGACGGUGCUGUGUCAGCCUUCCGAAAGACGUACGACAAGACGGUAUCGCUGGGACAGCGACUCGACAUCGUCUUCCACCUUAUCAGGAUCGGCCUGUUCUACAUGGACAACGACCUCAUCACAAGGAACAUCGAGAAGGCAAAAAGUCUGAUCGAGGAGGGCGGCGACUGGGACAGACGGAACCGGCUCAAGGUCUACCAGGCCGUCUACCAGAUGGCCGUGCGCGACUUCAAGGCGGCCGCCCAGCUCUUCCUGGACACCAUCUCCACCUUCACCUCGUACGAGCUGAUGGACUACGUCACCUUCGUCAAGUACACCGUCUACAGCAGCGUCAUCGCCCUGCCGCGACAGGAGCUCAGGAAGAAGGUGGUAAAGGGCUCGGAGAUCCUGGAGAUCCUGCACGGCGAACCGGCCGUCAGAGAGUUCGUCUUCUCGCUCUACGAGUGUCGCUACGCUGACUUCUUCAAGGCGCUAGCGUCUGUGGAGCAGGUGCUGAAGGAGGACCGCUACUUCGCCCCCCACGUGCUGUACUACGUGCGUGAGAUGCGCAUCAUGGCCUACUCGCAGCUGCUAGAGUCCUACAACAGUCUGACCCUGCAGUACAUGGCCAACGCCUUCGGAGUCUCGGUGGAGUUUAUCGACAAGGAGCUGGCCCGCUUCAUCAACCUGGGCAGACUGCACGCCAAGGUGGACAAGGUGGGCGGCGUGGUGGAGACCAACCGGCCCGACUCGAAAAACUACCAAUACCAGAACACCAUCAAACAGGGAGACAUCCUGCUCAACCGCAUACAGAAACUGUCGCGGGUCAUCAACAUCUAGUGACAGAGAGACGUGAGGGCUGAGGCCGGAUACUCAGUCUGGUCUGCGUACAGACACUACUGUGGAGGUGCCGUGUGGUGCGGACUGGUGACUCGGACCUCACCCGCUCUGUGUGUGAGCCGCACGUUCCACCUCACUGGGUGGCGGACGGUGCGCUGGCCGCAGCUCGCUGCCACACCACUCUGUUGGCCUCUCCCUGUGGUGCCGAUCUAUCGAGGUGAAAGGCGACAGAGUGCGGCGCCGAUCGGGCGUCAUUGGUUAGCUACAGCCUGGAUGUUUUCGCUCUGAGAUAAUAAAAUACCGCGGUAUGACGCCGGUGGC
Messenger RNA from Amphibalanus amphitrite, 2039 nucleotides. RefSeq names its product 26S proteasome non-ATPase regulatory subunit 6-like. Gene Ontology annotation, cellular component: proteasome regulatory particle. Gene Ontology annotation, molecular function: protein binding. Gene Ontology annotation, biological process: proteasome-mediated ubiquitin-dependent protein catabolic process. The transcript is spliced from 7 exons. The record is from RefSeq and is a predicted model, not a curated record. Lineage: Eukaryota; Metazoa; Arthropoda; Thecostraca; Balanomorpha; Balanidae. Bases 549 to 1718 code for a protein of 389 amino acids.